Danio aesculapii is the source of this 2662-nucleotide messenger RNA. RefSeq lists its product as uncharacterized. Gene Ontology annotation, molecular function: ubiquitin protein ligase activity; protein binding. Bases 147 to 2084 code for a protein of 645 amino acids. Gene Ontology annotation, cellular component: cytoplasm; SCF ubiquitin ligase complex. The record is from RefSeq and is a predicted model, not a curated record. Lineage: Eukaryota; Metazoa; Chordata; Actinopteri; Cypriniformes; Danionidae. Gene Ontology annotation, biological process: SCF-dependent proteasomal ubiquitin-dependent protein catabolic process; glycoprotein catabolic process. The transcript is spliced from 16 exons.
UCACGUGACCCGCCACUGGCGGUUCCUACCAGCCAGUUGAAGAUUGAACCCCGACUCCGUGUUCCGGCACAAAUUAAGCCCUGAGUGUAUUCAUAACGCGUAUGUAGCUAAUAAUAACAGUGACACUGCGAGUUUACUGCCAAAAAAUGAAACGCAGCUUCAGAGGAUCCCUACUGAACGCACGCACAGGGGAUCGUCUGAGUCAGGCGAACGCCGUAAGUGAAAUGGGGAGCUUCUGUGCGGCUUCGAAGGUUUCCGUAACCAGACCAAACGCAGACUCAGGGGCGCAGUUAGAAGUACCUCUAGCUAUGAUUGAGGAGAUCUUGCUGUACCUGCCCGCUCAUCAGGUGGUGCGAGUGUGUCGUCUGGUGUGUCAUGAGUGGAAAGAGCUGGUGGACAGUGCUGCACACUGGAGAGAGCGCUGUCGGAGAGAGGGGAUUCAGCCCUGUGUUGCUUCCAGACCCCCAGAGGACUGGUGCCAGUUUUACAUUUUAAAUAAGAAUCGACGUAACCUGAUCAAGAAUCCCAAAGCUGAAGAUGGAUUGCAAGGAUGGGAGAUUGUGGGUAAUGGAGAUGCCUGCUGGCUGAUAAAACAAAAUAGAAAACCAUUUCCAGGCAACACAGUCCGCAGAUGUUUUGUAUCAUCUAAUGGGUUAUGUUCGAAGCGACAGCUGAUUGAUUUGCAGAAAGAAGGCUACAGUGCUGCUUUCAUGGAUCAAUUUCAACCUCACAUCAAAAUCUCAGACUGGUAUACCACAAACACUCAUUACAAUAACCUAUAUCAAGUCAAUAUGCAACUGCUUAAUGAGGAGAUGCAAGCCAUUACUAGCUAUAAUCCGUAUAGAAUGCUUCUAGAAGGGGACAAUUAUCCAUGGUGUGAGAUAGCACAUGUCUUUCAAAAUUAUGGCCCUGGUGUUCGGUUUAUCCGUUUCACUCAUGGUGGGUUGGGUACACAGACCUGGAGGGGCCAUAAUGGAAUAAGACUCACUAACAGCAGCGUGGAGAUCUGUCCAGCUGCAGAGAGGUUGAGAUGUACGAAAUUCAACUUGCUCAUUAAUCCCAGCGCAGAAGAUGGACUUCAAGGAUGGAAGAUGGUACAUAGUGGAAGUGGCUGCUGGGUGACAGCAAAAAAUAGCAAACCUCUUACAGACACAGUCACCAGAUGCUUUGUAACAUCUUUUGGGUUAUGUUUAAAGCGACAGCUGAUUGAUUUGCAGAAAGAAGGCUACAGUGAUACUUACAUGGAUCAGGUGCAACCUCAAAUCAAGAUAUCAGACUGGUAUGCACCUCGUAAUGAUUGUGGAUGCGAGUAUCAGAUCUGUGUGGAGUUGCUUGAUCAGGAGAAGAAACCCAUCAGUACCUUUCACCCUGAGAAAGUGUUAUUUUACAUUUGGAACUCUUAUCCGUGGUGUCAAAUGACACAUGUCUUUAAAAACUAUGGAGCUGGAGUUCGAUUUAUCAGUUUCACUCACGGAGGGAAGGAUACACACUACUGGGCAGGUCAUUAUGGAAUCAGAGUCACUAACAGUAGUGUGGAGAUCUGUCCAGAUGAUGAGAGCUCCAGAUUCAUAAAUCGUAAUUUGAUCAAGAAUCCCAGCGCACAAGCUGGACUUCAACAAUGGGAGCUUGUUGCAAACGGAGGCCACCAAUGGAAGACAGAAGGAAAUCAACGAACAUUUCCGGUCAAUGCAUGUUUUGCAACAUCAUACGGAUUAUGUUUGAAGCAACAGCUGAUUAAUUUGCAGAAAGAGGGCUACAGUGAUACGUUUAUGGAUCAAAAGCAACCUCAUAUCAAAAUCUCUGACUGGUAUGCUCCACGCUCUGAUCAUAGAAGUGAAUAUCAGAUCUGUGUGGAGUUGCUUGAUCAGAAGAUGAAUCCUGUAUGUUCCUUUCAGCCUGAGAAAGUGUUCUUUCUCCAGGGGGGCGUUUAUCCAUGGCGUCAAAUGACCCAUGUCUUUAAGGAGUAUGGACCCGGAGUUCGGUUUAUCCGUUUCACUCAUGGUGGGAAGGAUGCAAAACUUAGGACAGACUGUAAUGGCAUACAGGUCACUAAUAGCUGUGUGGAGAUCUGUCCAGUUGACUAGAUAGUGUGUUUUACAUAUUGAUUCAAUAGGCAAAAUUACAUUUAUUCAAAUUAGCUAUUGAAUUUGUGCAAUAUGAAUAUCCAUGGGAACAAAUAUAACAUUACAAUUGUGGGUGGGUCAGUGGUUACCACUGUCACGUCACAGCAAGAAGGAUGUUAGUAUGAGUCCCAGCUGCGUUAGUUGGAAUUUCUGUGUGGAAUUUGCAUGUUCUCCCCGUGUUGGCAUAGGUUCCUCCGGGUGCUCCAGUUUGUCCAAUGACAAAUUUGGUCAUAGUGUAUGAGUAUGUGAGAGUGUAUGGGUGGUUCCCAGUACUUGGUUGCAGCUGGAAGAUCAUGCGCUGCAUAAAACAUAUGCGGGAAUAGUUGGCAAUUCAAUCUGUUGUAGCGACGCCUGAUAUAUAAGGGACUAAGCGAAAGGAACAUGAAUGAAUGAAAGAACAUCAUAAAGCUUAAAACCUUUUUAUACAUAUUCAAAUAUUUUGCAAUUUGACAUUAUAAACAAAUAAUCAGCUAUUAUAAUUACAGCUAUAGACUGACAUAUCUCACAUAUGAAAUAAAUAAAAGAAAAUAGUUCUGUCA